CCACUGUGCCUACUAGGCUAAAAUUUUGAGUUUAUUUAUUUUUUUUUUUUUAAUAUUUUUGUUUUGCAUUUUGUUUGCCUAGGAGCAGAGCCAAAUGCUGGCGGCGGUUGGCGUUGCUGAUGCUUUAUGAGAUGCCUCAGUUAGUUAGAUGACAGCACCAGCAAUGCCAACAGCCAUGGCAACGCUCCACGUAAAUCGAACACUAGUUGAAUGGAGUCCGAUCUACGGACGCUACCUGGUGGCCCAACAGAACACGUCUGGUCACAGUCUACUUAUUGAAGAACUUCCCUUUGCUGUGGGACCCAAGAGUCAGGGCGGAGUUGUUUGUCUUGGUUGCUAUAGCCCGGAGCUAGAGAAUUGUUGCCCGCAAUGUGGUUGGCCUUUGUGUGAAGAGUGCUCCAAGAUUGAGGAUAAUGUACAUAAACAAAUGGAGUGCAGGAUAUUUAAAGAGGCAAAGGCACGAUUUUAUAGGAUAGCAAAUGGUGGCCAGUGUCCUCAACUGGACUGCAUUAUGCCACUUAGGGUUCUUUUGGCGAAGGAGCAACAACCAGAGCGUUGGGAGAAAGAUGUGGCUCCCAUGGAGCAUCAUGAAGCCGAACGUCGUGAAAACUCUGAUAUUUGGCAUGCAGAUCGUGUGAAUAUAGCCCAAUACCUACGCGGUCCCUGUAAAUUGGCUUCACGCUUCAGUGAGGAAUUGAUAAUGCAAGUUGUAGGUAUAUUGGAAGUGAAUGCUUUUGAGGCUCGUACAACUGUGGGUUAUCCCUUGAGAUGUCUAUAUCCAUACACGGGAAUAUUAGCUCACAAUUGUGUACCCAAUACGGCCAGAUCGAUAUAUCCCAGCGAGAAUUACAAAAUCCGUCUAUAUGCCAUGGUUGAUCUCGAGGCCAAUCAACAGUUGCAACAUAGUUACACUUACACCCUGGAUGGCACUGCUCAGCGCCAGAAGCAUCUGCUCGAGGGUAAAUAUUUCAAAUGUCGAUGCCAACGUUGCCUCGAUCCCAGCGAGAUGCAAACACAUUUCUCCAGUCUAAAGUGUGGACAGUGUACCGAGGGUUAUUUACUGCCCCGAAAUCCCACGGAUACAGACACCAGUUGGCAUUGUCGUAGUUGUGAUAAUAGCAAUAGCAACGAGGAAACACAACGCAUUCUCAAUGCUCUUCAGGCCGAAGUGAAUGGCGUGCAAUCUCUAGAAAUGGGUGCAAAACGCUUGGAGGAAUCGGAGCGCCUACUGCGCAAAUAUAAAUCGCUGCUACAUCCUCUGCAUUACAUAGCAAUUGGCUUAAAGCAACUUCUAAUCGAAAUGUACGGCCGGGUCCAGGGCUAUGAGAUGGUACAAUUAAACGACAAUCAUUUGGAACGCAAAUCCGAACUGUGUCGUGAUGUCCUCAAGGUGUUGAACAUCUUUGAGCCUGGACUAAGUCGAUCGCGUGCCAUGAAUCUGUAUGAGCUGCAUGUGCCUCUGGUUCUGCUGGCCAAAAGUGGCUUCAUCGCUAGCAAAUUAAAUGGUGGCGAGCUGCGUGCUCGUCUUCUGGAAGCCAUUGACCUACUGAAGGAAUGUGUGGAUAUUCUGCAACAUGAGGAUAAAUCCUCACAAGAGGGUGUUCUCUGUGGAGUGGCCAAAAAGGCUUUGGAGCAACUAACAAUUAGUGUGGAAGGACUUGGCAAUGAAUUGGAUUAAGUCCUUAGCUAAUCUAGUCCACAUUUUAGAAUACAUAUAUAAUUUUAUAGAUGGAUACAAAAUUUUCUCUACCGAAUCAUGUUUUGCCAAUCUUAACUUCAAUAAAUCAAAAAGUAUUGGAACCAACUA
Drosophila willistoni is the source of this 1807-nucleotide messenger RNA. It is a transcript of the gene SmydA-3, whose product is annotated as SET domain-containing protein SmydA-8. Bases 149 to 1678 code for a protein of 509 amino acids. The record is from RefSeq and is a predicted model, not a curated record. The transcript has 3 exons. NCBI's taxonomy places the organism in Eukaryota, Metazoa, Arthropoda, Insecta, Diptera, Drosophilidae.